This is a messenger RNA of Nelumbo nucifera (sacred lotus), 2096 nucleotides long. It is a transcript of the gene OCT4, whose product is annotated as organic cation/carnitine transporter4. Gene Ontology annotation, cellular component: membrane. Gene Ontology annotation, biological process: transmembrane transport. Gene Ontology annotation, molecular function: transmembrane transporter activity. The record is from RefSeq and is a predicted model, not a curated record. Lineage: Eukaryota; Viridiplantae; Streptophyta; Magnoliopsida; Proteales; Nelumbonaceae.
GUUCUUGUGCUUUGUUUUUAACUUUUUAUUCGAGGUUUUUAUUUUUUCUUUGGCAACUUCGUUUUUUAUUAGGAGUUGGGAUUUAAUGAGGAUAUUCAUCGAUCUCUCCAUAUAUAUAAAAGAGGCGAGAGGCAUGCAAGGAUAUCCAUCUGCAUCGACGCCUCCCUCUUCCCAAGGUUCCAUAACUCGCAACCACUCAGCCAGUCAACCUGAUCAUCCAUCUCCCAGCUUCCUGAAAGCCCAUACAAAGAAAGAUGCCGGCAUCUUCUCUCAAUCCCGAUGGGCUCACCUCGGCGCUUCUUCCUCCCCAAAGGAAAUCCGCCGGAUACUAUGAAAAGAUGGGUGUCGACGAUAUGCUUCAGAAAUACUGUGGAGAGUUCGGACGCUGGCAAUUGAGACACUUCGUUCUCACGAGCUUGGCAUGGGCCCUGGAAGCUUUUCACACCAUGGUCAUGAUCUUCGCGGACUGGGAACCGGCUUGGCACUGCACGGGGACUCUUCCCGAUCCCGGUUGUUCGUCGGCACAGAACGUCUGUGGGUUGAAACCGGGUUCGUGGGAGUGGAUCGGCGGAUCAAGGAGCUCUACGGUGUCGGAGUGGGGUCUCAUCUGUGGAAAAAAGUAUAUGGUUGGACUGGCACAGUCGACUUUCUUCGCCGGCUGUAUGGUUGGUGCUGGAAUAUUUGGCCAUCUCUCGGAUUCUUUCCUCGGGAGGAAAGGCUCUCUAAUGGUGGUUUGCAUCAUGAACGCUGUUUUUGGUUGCUUAACGGCCCUGUCCCCAGCUUACUGGGUCUACGUCGUUCUUCGUUUCCUCACUGGCUUCAGCACGGGUGGUGUGGGUCUCUGUGCCUUCGUCCUCGCCACUGAACCUAUCGGCCCUACCAAGCGCGGCUUUGCCGGAAUGUCCACUUUCUACUUCUUCUCGUCCGGAAUUGCUCUACUUUCCGGGAUAGCAUAUAUCUUCCAGUCGUGGCGCGCUCUCUAUGUUGCAUCCUCCGUCCCCUCUAUCCUCUACCUAGUUGCAGUGAUCCCCUUCAUCUCUGAGUCACCUCGCUGGUAUCUUGUUCGAGGCAAGGUGGACCAUGCCAUGAAGAUCAUGAGUAGCAUUGCUGAAUCCAAUGGAAAACAGCUACCCGACGGGGUUCGCCUGGCCCUGGACGAUGAGCUCAUGAACGCCGGCGCCAAUGUCUCAAACGACACGCAAAAGAACUGCAAGCAGGCAGUGACAGUGAAAGAGGCUGUUGCAACAGGAUCCCUACUUGAUGUCAUCCGAUCACCCCUCACCCGUGUGCGCCUAUUCCUAACCAUAGCCAUCAACUUCGUGUGUUCUGUUGUAUACUACGGACUCAGCUUGAACGUCGUCAACCUGAAAACUAAUCUCUACCUCAGCGUGCUCCUCAACGCCGUUGCGGAGAUGCCAGCAUUCCUGAUAACCGCAAUUCUGUUGGACAGGUUUGGAAGGAAACCACUGGCGAUUGGGACGAUGUUGUUUAGCGGAGUGUUUUGCUGGGCGGGGGGCGUCGUGAGGAACUACGGAGUAGGGAAGGUGGUAAGGAUGGUGUGUGGGAUCUUGGGGAUAUUUGGGAUGGCCGGGACCUACAACUUGUUGUUCAUAUACACAGCUGAGCUGUUUCCGACUGUGGUUAGGAAUGCAGCACUGGGGUGUGCGACACAGGCUGCGCAGAUGGGAGCGAUACUGGCACCUUUGGUGGUGGUUUUGGGUGGGGGAUUGCCAUUUGCAGUCUUCGGAGCAUGUGGAACUCUCGGGGCUCUGCUUGCAUUCUAUCUGCCUGAGACUCUGAACCAGCCGUUGUAUGACACCUUGGCCGGAAUGGAAGACGGAAGGAUAGGUGUUUGAACUUUUACAUAUGUAUACCAGUGAGAAAUCAGGCUAGGCCCUGCUGCAGGCUGAUUUUGUGAUUUUAUGCGCGUCUAGGAUGAGCAAAUUAUUAAGUUUUGAUCGAUUUGGUUCUUCCAAAUGCAUUUCUGUUUUCUUUUCACCUUAAAUGACGUACUACACAAACACAACAAUGAGGAAUUGAUGCUGAGAGUACAAUUGUACAAAGUAGGCGUUGACUAAGAAGUCGAAUUGCUUUCG